This is a messenger RNA of Beauveria bassiana ARSEF 2860, 2907 nucleotides long. Its product is annotated as XRN 5'-3' exonuclease. Bases 1 to 2907 code for a protein of 968 amino acids. Gene Ontology annotation, molecular function: RNA binding; zinc ion binding; 5'-3' RNA exonuclease activity. Gene Ontology annotation, cellular component: nucleus. Lineage: Eukaryota; Fungi; Ascomycota; Sordariomycetes; Hypocreales; Cordycipitaceae. Gene Ontology annotation, biological process: nuclear-transcribed mRNA catabolic process. The transcript is spliced from 3 exons. The record is from RefSeq and is a predicted model, not a curated record.
AUGGGUAUUCCAGCUGCCUUUCGAUGGCUUUCGAACAAGUAUCCGAAGAUCAUAUCUCCUGUGGUCGAGGAUCGGCCCAUCGUCAUGGACGAUGGCACCGAGAUACCAGUCGACAUUACUCGUGCAAAUCCAAACGGCGAAGAGCUGGACAAUCUCUAUCUCGACAUGAAUGGCAUUGUUCAUCCCUGUGCACAUCCGGAAGACAAGCCAGCCCCUAAAGAUGAAGAAGAAAUGAUGCUUGAAAUCUUUAAGUACACGGACAGAGUGGUUAACAUGGUUCGACCACGAAAGAUUCUCAUGAUAGCAGUCGAUGGCGUUGCGCCCCGUGCCAAGAUGAAUCAACAACGAUCGAGACGAUUUCGAUCGGCACAGGAAGCCAAAGAAAAAGAAAAUGACAAGCAAGAGCUGAUCAAGCUGCUCAAACAGCAAAAUGGGGGCAGUCUUACUGCUGAGAGCACUGAAUCUGUAACGAAGAAAGCAUUCGACAACAAUUCGAUCACGCCUGGCACACCUUUUAUGGAUAUACUGGCAAGCAGCCUUCGCUAUUGGUGCCAGUAUAAACUGAAUACGGAUCCUGGUUGGGCGAAACUGAAGGUCAUUAUCUCAGACGCCACCGUACCAGGCGAGGGCGAACAUAAGAUCAUGAAUUUUGUUAGAUCCCAGCGCGCUAGCCCCGAUUAUGACCCUAACACUCGGCAUGUCAUCUACGGUCUGGACGCUGAUCUGAUUAUGCUGGGACUUGCAACUCACGAGCCGCAUUUUCGCGUCCUGCGCGAAGAUGUCUUCUUUCAGGACAGCAAAGCUCGGGCCUGUAAGCUUUGCGGUCAGAAAGGGCACGAUGCGCAAAAUUGCAAAGGUGAAACAAAAGAGCCAACUGAAGAGUUUGACGCAAAGAACAAUGCAUUGACACUUAAGCCUUUCAUUUGGCUGCAUGUCUCCGUGCUAAGAGAAUACCUGGCCGCUGAACUCGCAAUUCCUGAGCUCCCUUUCCGUUUCGAUCUCGAGCGCGUCAUCGAUGACUGGAUCUUCAUGUGCUGCUUUGUAGGAAAUGACUUUCUUCCACACUUACCGGCUCUGGAAAUACGUGAACACGGCAUUGACACCCUUACAACCAUUUGGAAACGCAAUCUACCCGCACUCGGUGGUUACAUCACAAAAGAUGGUCACAUUGACUUGGAACGAGCUCAGUGUAUUUUGGACGGACUUGCUGGGCAGGAAGAUAUGAUUUUCAAGAAGAGAAGAGAACAGGAAGACCGCCGUGAAGCGAGUGCAAAACGUCGCCGACUGCAGAAUAAUGGCGCGACCGGACGGGAUAACCGCAGUGAUGGUAAAGGUCUCAAAAGCGGACACGAAGACCCUUCACGUGGGCUUGCUCUGCACCCCAUCGGAUCAAUGCCAAUCGCACCGUUGAAAGCCAUCACUCAUGACAUGACUGUCAAUCGCACGGGUGCGGCCGACGCGAAUGUUGCCAACAAAAGUGCUGCGAGUGUACUCAAAGAGCGCUUGAAGGCAGGUAGAGGAGCUUUAAGCCCUGAAGCAAAUUCGAAAGACACAAAAGAUACUCCAUCACACUCAGUACCGGUCAAAAGGAAACUCUCAGCUGUCGAGGCAUUUGCGGAGUCGACUUCAAACGAUGCACAAGGCACGAACACUCCGGGUGAUAAACCUGAGACCCCAGCGGACCCGGUUAGGCUAUGGGAAGAUGGAUAUGCUGAUCGGUACUACCAGCUCAAAUUCCACAGAGACCCUGGCGACAUAUCCUUUCGCACACAUGUUGCCCAUGCAUAUGUUGAAGGAUUGGCGUGGGUUUUGCAGUAUUAUUUUCAAGGCUGCCCGUCCUGGGAAUGGUAUUAUCCAUACCAUUACGCACCAUUCGCAGCCGAUUUCAAAGACAUAUCGCAGGCCAAUGUUACGUUCGAAAAAGGCACCGUCUCUCGACCGUUCGAACAGCUCAUGAGUGUCCUGCCAGCUGCUUCGCGUGAUAAUUUGCCGGAAGUGUUUCAUAGUUUGAUGACUGACCAGGACAGUCUCAUCAUUGAUUUUUAUCCAGAAGAGUUCGAAGUUGACUUAAAUGGAAAAAAGAUGGCGUGGCAAGGAGUUGCACUGCUGCCUUUCAUUGAAAUGGACCGCCUUCUGGCAGCUGUGCAGAAGAGAUACCCACUACUUAGUGACGAAGACAGGAAGCGCAACGGUGUCGGAAGAGAUGUCUUGCUCUUGUCAGAUAGCCAUGAGAGCAUCUACGACGAGAUCCUGACAAAUUUCUACUCCAAAAAGCAGGGCUCUACUCAGUUCAGACUCAACCCCAAGACAAGCGACGGACUCUCUGGCUACGUUGAGAAGCAAGAAGGGUAUGUGCCACAUGGGACGCUACAUUAUCCCCUUGAACGCAAGUCUAUGCCAGACCUAGACUAUGACCGCUCCAUGAGCGUUAAUUAUGACAUGCCGAAAAUGACCCAUGAUCAUAAGUCGAUGCUCCUGCGUGGAGUCAAAAUGCCAAGCCCCGCACUCACGCGAAGUGAUAUAGAGAUUUUGCGAGGGAAGACAUCGAGAGGUGGAUACAGCGGCGGCAACCGCGGAGGACGCUAUGACCCUGGUGGACAACACCACUUCAGGCAGAAUGGAAGGGGUAGGGGACAAGAUUUUGGUCAUGGCCGCCCGCAGUCAAAUUACCACAGGCGCGAGGAUCCGCGCCCUCUUCCCCAUCAGCACUUUCGUGGACAGGGUGGUUGGCAGCCUCCACAUCCUGGCUCUUCCGGCUUUGGAAGAGGUGUUCCACCACCACCUCCUCCGGCACAUGAACAAGGCUGGAGUUCCCAAAGCUUUAACGCUAGUGUUUACAGCUACGGUCCUAGUCAAGGCCAUCAUCUCCCGAGAGGUGGUUACCAUUCUCGUGGUCGAUGGAAUUGA